Drosophila bipectinata is the source of this 2903-nucleotide messenger RNA. It is a transcript of the gene Tes, whose product is annotated as testin LIM domain protein. The record is from RefSeq and is a predicted model, not a curated record. NCBI's taxonomy places the organism in Eukaryota, Metazoa, Arthropoda, Insecta, Diptera, Drosophilidae. Gene Ontology annotation, molecular function: zinc ion binding.
CGAGUAAGUUGGCAGGUCGGUUGGCCCUCUGUUUCCAUUAUUUCAUAGACAACAAAAACUGUUUUGGAAGGAGUUAAUCGGGGGCUCAAGUUGUCUUAUUCCGGGGAUGUGAGUCAUAGCCUAUUGUCCAGAUCGAAAUCUCAAGAUGUCCAUGGCACAAAGUCCAAAUUCCUGCGUGGAGACGCCCAAGGCGCCGGAGUGGCUAUCCAAAUUGGAGUCUCGUCGGGAGCAACUGAAGCGCUCGAAGCUGGGACACGAAUCCGGUGCUGGAGCUCCCUGCAAUCAGUGCAAGGACAAGUGCCCAGGAUUGGACUUGCACUUUUGGCGGAAGGUUUGCCGCAACUGCAAAUGCCGUAAGAACGAGCACGCGUGUCCUGAGGAUGACGACAUCACAGGAUGGGCACAGUUCGAGAUCCUUGGCCAGAUACGUGCCAAGCCAGCUUACAUUAAAAUCAAGGCCCUGGCCAGUCAACCGGUGCAGUUGGAAUGGGUGCCCCCAAAUGCCGCUCCCGAUGUAGUCACCGAUUAUAUGGAGAAACUUGGCACCGCCCAAAUACCCGUGGCCGGAAGCGAUGCUGCCCUCAAGCGAAAGCAGCAGCUGGAACUGCAGGUACCGCCGCACGAUUUGGACGCCACCCUUUGUGACGGGCUGUCGGAGACGGAGGCUCGCCAGCUUCAACAAUAUGUUCAGCGAUUGCGCGAGCAGUGCGUGGGCCAGGGCGUGGUGGUCCGUUUGGGAAAUCGUCUGAAUCAUGCUCAAGUGGAGCAUGUGGCUCCAACUGUGGUUGCUCCACCGGAGACGAGCAAAACCUGGCAAUCUAUUGGACUCUCCCCCGUCGCAGACGUCACUCUAAACGAGCUUCUAGGAAAUGCCAAGCUAUCACAGGCUUUGGCCAGUCCAGCCAGUGCCCAUCCCAGAUUACUGGUGGCCUUUGCCGAGCCCCUAACCGAUUCGGUGGAUGAGUUUCAGGAAAAUGGAGCCUUGCGGGCUCAGUCGAAGGAAAAGCUUUUGGGAAUUAGCAAGCCGGCACUUCAAAGCUUGGUAACACACGGAGUCGUUUACGACAAGGUCUUGGGAAUGCUGCAGGACAAGAAUCUGAACAUUUCCAGGGAUCCCAAACUGGGACCCAUUGCCGAGUUCCGAAAGGAGUACUCGAAAAACCCCCAAUUCAGGGCCGAGAUCAACACCAUCUGCCCCCCGCAGCCUAUGACUCCCGUGAAAUCGGCUCCAGGCACACCGUUCAACUCACCACUGCCCCUGAAGAAUCCAGUGCAGGCCAGAUUUGGAGCCCAGAUGCGUCAGGAUACUCCCAUGCGGAGAGUGAAGUUCGGGGGCGUAUCCACCGUUGUUUAUGAUUGUGGUCUGCCCACCAAUACGGACUACGAUCGAGAUCCGGUCUUUGCCCAGAUCCUGCAGGCGGAACCCCUCAAGCAAGCCUUUCAAGAGGCUCGUGCUGGACGCGCUCCGUCCUCGGUAGUUAUAUCCACUCUACCAGCUCCCGUGGCAAAUAUUGGAGAAUUAAGGGGACUGCCGCCCGCUACCAAGGCUCAACUGCAAUCGAUCGGAUUGGACAAGAACAUGCUGCAGUCUGCUGUGGCCAACGCUCCCUACUACGACCGGCUAUUCCACACCCUUCAGGACAAGGGCAUCUCACACGAUCAGUGCCAGCUAUUGCAGCCCCUGAAGCAAGUACAUGACUGGCUAUUGGACGACGAUAAGCUGCUGGAGGAUAUUGAUAAAGUCUUUGCUGACAUGGCCAAUGGUGCCAAGGAUAUUUCUUAUCCGAAAUCCAAUCUCGGGGAGCUGCCUACAUCGCAGAGCAGCGACUCUGGCUUCCACUCGAAGCCCUCGACUCCCGGUUAUGGCAGCGAGGACCUAACUGCCGGUCAGGGCCGGUUCGUUAGCAUACCGGGAAUCGAGGACAUGAAUAUGUAUCCGAACUGUGCUGGAAUGCCCGAACAGUUCCAACAACUACGAAUCCACGGCGAUGAAGCUGCAGGAAAAGACAACGUAUCCACCAUCUUAUGCUGCGACUGUAGCCAGCCCAUAGCUUUUGGCGAGGUGGCUGUGAAAGCGGAUCGAGCUGGGAAGGAGAUCGCCUGGCAUCCCGGCUGCUUCAAGUGCCACACAUGUCGCGAGCUGCUGGCCGACUUGGUCUACUUCUUCCACCAGGGACAGGUCUACUGUGGCCGCGACUUGGCCAUCAAGUUGAAGAUACCGCGCUGCCGCGCCUGCGACGAGUUGAUCUUCACGAAGGAGUACACGGCAGCGGAGGGAGCCACCUUCCAUAUCAAGCACUUCUGCUGCUACCAAUGCGACGAGCCCCUGGCCGGCCAGCAGUAUAUACCCGAUGAGAACUCCAAUAUGCCACUGUGCCUGCAGUGCUACGAUCGUUUCUUUGCAGUGGCCUGCAAAAAUUGCCAGCAACCCAUUGGACCGGCCGAUCAGGGCGUGGUCUGGGGCGAUAUCCAUUGGCAUGGCCAGUGUUUUGUCUGUGCUGGAGUCCAGUGCUCCAAGUCGCUCAUCGGCGGAAGGUUCUGCGUCAAGCAGGACAUGCCCUUUUGCAGUCCCGCCUGUGUGCGUAGCGUUAUUUCCUAAGGUUGUCUCCACAAAAACCAAAAAAAAAAAGUAUUUAAAAAAGGAUCAAAAAACGCACAAAUAUUUAGCAUAAAACAGUGAAUAGAAACUAGAGAUGCCACACACUUCAAGUGCCUAGAAUAGACCUGCAUUUAUAAAAAAAGACUGCUCCUUGUUGCAAUUCCAAAAUUUUUUAAAAAAGACCUCGAGCAUGUCGAUAUUUUAACAAUUCCAGCCGCUUUUAAACAGUGCCAAUAGACCAAAUAGAAUAUAUAUAUAUGUAUACAAGUUUUAUAUACAAUAUUUAUACAUUGAAAAGUAUUAU